Molecule: messenger RNA, 13262 nt
Organism: Ixodes scapularis (black-legged tick)
Lineage: Eukaryota; Metazoa; Arthropoda; Arachnida; Ixodida; Ixodidae
Gene: Vps13D
Product: vacuolar protein sorting-associated protein 13D
Exons: 79
Coding region: 176-13117 (4313 amino acids)
Biological process (GO): protein targeting to vacuole; mitochondrion organization; protein retention in Golgi apparatus
Cellular component (GO): extrinsic component of membrane
Molecular function (GO): protein binding
Source: RefSeq, a predicted model, not a curated record
GAGUCACUAGGCGUCGCGUCGAGCGGUUUGUUAUCAUUCUGAGGAGAGGCACUGGGAAGUAAUGUUUCACUUAGUCAAAAUGAUGUUUGAAAAUUUAACUUAGCCGGAGCAAUGACACCCGGAAAAUUCUUAAGAGAGUCCUGAGAGCUGCAAGGCAGCGUACUAAGGACCGAUUAUGUUGGAAGGUUUAGCAGCCUGGGUUCUCAAUACCUACGUCGGAGGCUACGUGGAAAACCUCAACACACAUCAACUGUCGAUAGGUUUGCUGCGAGGUGAAGUCGAGCUAGAAAAUUUGCCUUUGAAGAAAGAUGCAUUCCGGCAGUUGUUACUUCCGUUGGAAAUCAAAGCAGGCUUCAUUGGAAAGCUGAGCCUGAAGAUCCCAGUAACAAGGCUGCGCAGUGAGCCAUGGUUGAUUACCAUCGAGCAGCUGUAUAUUGUGGUGGGACCGGUGUCUUUGAACGAGUAUGAUGAAGAACGUGAAGACCAGGUGCUCCAAAAUGCCAAGCUUUCCAAGCUGGAUGCCAUGGAGGCCAAGUGGAAGGCCAGCAAUGAGUCCAAGCAGGAACCGUCCUACUAUGCUUACUCAUACGCCGCCUGGUUGACAUGUGGCACCUCCGUGAUGUCGAACAUCAUCAAAAACCUACAGUUCAAGAUCAAAGAUGUGCACCUCAGGUAUGAGGAUGACUUCACGGAUGCGCAGAAUCCCUUCGCAUGUGGAAUCACAAUCCAAGCCUUGUCUUCCCAAGGUGCUUCUGGAAAGGAACACGACGCACCCCAAGAGGCGGCAGAAGAAAUUGCCCACCAGUCGCUGCAGCUCAAUGGGUGUGCCGUCUACUGGGACACUGAUGUCACCAUGCUCGGGGGCUUGGACAUCAUGGCAAUGGCUGAUGCCAUGAAGAAGCAGCAGACCCACGGGAUGACAACGACCAAGCUGCUGCGUCCGCACUCGUACCUGCUGGCCACCACCAGCGCCCAGGCCCAGAUCUCGAGGAACUGCUCCGCCCAGCCCCUCAGGUCGCGCUCCAAGCCCCGGCUCGUCUGCGACCUCCAGCUGGACAAGUUCUCCAUCACUCUCAACGAGGAACAAUACCGGCAGAUGGUGUUCAGCCUGAGGGAGCUUGAGCGGAUAGACCUGUCAUGGAAAUACAGGAGGUGGAGACCAACUGUUUCCGUUCAAGGAAACGCAAGGGAAUGGUGGAGGUUUGCGAUGCAAGCUCAUGUGAGUCACAUCACCAAGUGCCACAGCCAGGCCACGUGGGAUUUUGCGUGCCUCAGGGCGAAACAGGUCAAGACGUACGUCGACAUCUACUACAGCCAUCUCACAAAGCCCGAGACGCUCGGCACGGAGAAACAGAAAGAAAAGAACUUCUUGGAGCAGCAGCUUGAGUUUGAAACUCUGCUCUCUCUAAGGGAGCUUGUCAUCCAGAAAGUACGCAGGGAACAGUCUAGCUGGGUGCCAGGCUCUCGGGGCCAAGGCCUGCUGCAGUACUGGUUUCCCGGCUGGACCGGCUGGUACUCUGGGGGCACGGCCGAGGAGACUUCCAAAGACGCCGCAGCGGAGGAUGAUGCCUCAGACUUUGACGACGCGUCAUCCAUCAGCACGACCUUAACUAGUCAGAUAGAGGAAGAGAUCCUGGACGUGCUGGACAGCGUAGAUCGGGACACCUUCCUGAUGAGGGACACGGUGCUGGCACGCGUGGGCUUCUCCCUGAGCCAGUGCAGCUUCACCCUGGUUGGACUGAGGCCGGCCGGCGAAUCCAAGGACCCUUCUGCCAUGCAGCCGCUGGUGGAGCUGCGUUUUGCGGACGUCACCCUGGACGUCGAAAGCCGUCCCCGGCUGGGCUCUUUCCUCUUCGCCGCCCGCCUCGGCUCGCUGCACUUCCUGGACCGGACGGCCGAUAACCCGCUGUACCCUUACGUGCUGGCUCCACACAGUGUGGAAUCGUUGCAUGUCUUCCCCAAGGUCAGCGUGGGCGAUGGGACCAAGCCACAGUCUUCCAUCUUCAAGUUCCUGCCCUUCUCGACAUCAAGUUCCCCCUUCGGCAUUCCACUGCCCCUUGGGGACAAAGUAGACUGCCCCUCCACACCUCUGUUUGAGCUGACGUACGAGAGGAAUCCACUUGGGUCCAGUGCAGACCACAGCCUGGUGGUUAACACCCAGUCCCUGGACGUGGUGUACAACCCUUCGACCAUCCGGACGGUGAAGCGGUUCCUGACACUGUGGAACUACGAGGGCAGUCCCCGGUCAGGGGAGGCCCUGAACCUCUCUGCGGCUGCACGCUCCCGCUACGAGAUGUUCAAGAAGCACACCAAAGACGAACUCCGCCAUCGCUGGGACCUGAUGCUCGAGGGGAAGGAGAGCAGUCUUCAGAUUGCUCGGUGGGACGUCCAAAUGGACAUCUGUGCUCCACAAAUCAUUGUUCCGGAGAGCUUCUCAGAAGGCUCUUCCACUGUGGUUCUCAUAGACCUGGGACACGUGCAGUUCUCAAACUCUGCAAUGCUUCAUAAAACACCUCCUGACAAGAUGGAAGACAUCUCUGAUGAUGAAGACUUCAAAACCCCGUGUUCAUCACCACCCGAGCUUGUUCAGCUCGAAGAAACUUCACCAAAAAAGCCUGACAGCUCAUUUCUAAGGAAGGAGUGCAGCGUUAUCAACGACAACUUCGUCAUCAGCUCUGGGCAGGGCUCUGCCUUCACAGAGUCGGACAUCCUGGACCGCAUGUACAAGAGGUACUCCCUGAACCUGCAAGACAUGCAGGUGCUAGUGGGCACGAGCAAGGAGAGCUGGAUGUUUGCCCAGUCCAAGGGAACCAGCAGGAUGCACGUCCUGGACAGGUUCUCCAUCUGCAUCCAGGUGGAGAGGCGUCUGCUAGCCACGGAUGACCCUCACUGGCCGAGUGUGAUUCUCAGUAUGAAGCUGCCGAGGCUUACGGCUCAUGUGAAUGAGCAAAAGGUUCAUGCGGUCCAGAUGUGCCUGUCCAGGCUGAAAGAGAGUACCUCGGCCCGUCCCAAAAGCUGGUCCUCCCAGGGAGUCGGCACUCCAUUAUUGUCAUUGGACGACACGGCCAAAAAUGACCCGUCGGGCACCGGCGGCGGGACUUUUGCGAGCAAAGAAAAGGAACCUCAUGAGCUUUCGCUUUUGCUGCUGGCACAGUGCUCUAUUGAACAGAUGUGUCUGGAAGUACAGAGCAGAGGCAGGUGCAUAGCAGAGCUGCAGGUGACGGGGGUGCAGGCCACCUUCUCCAAGCGGCCCGUGGACUCUUCCUUCACCAUGUCCGUCCACGGCCUGCUGCUGGUGGAUGCAUUGCAGACCUACGGCCCAGACUUUGAGCUCCUGGUGGCCUCCCAUAAGCAUGUCAGCAUGGACAGCCGGAGCGGGAGCAUCAGAGACAGCGACCCCAACUCGCCCACGUCUCCGUCCAGUCCUCCCGUGCCAGUGCUGUGCUCUCCACCCCUACAAACGAUAGCCGUCCCCAAGAUUCUCUCGGCCAUUCUUUCCACCCUACAGACUGCGCCUCCCAAAGUGCUUUUGGACAGGCACUGCACUUCACCAAUCAGUGUUCUCGACAGCCACGAGUUGGAUGCUCUGAUCACCGUCGAAGUCACCAUGGUCAAUAUCCCCAGUUCCGAUGGAAACAGCAGUGGUGAACAGGUUUUCAUUGCAGCUGUGCAGUUCAACAACCUGGAUGUGAUUGCAAACCAAGAGACGAUUGUGGAGUUGGUGAGCUUUGCACAUUGCUUGAAAGCCAGCGACACCUCGAGGCCCCUCUCUGGCACGGCCAUGGAAGAUGGCACACUCUCCACGUCACCCUCUCAGCUAGAUUUGGAUACACCAAGCACACAGGCCAGUCAGAGCCAGAUCAGCAGCAUGCAGCUGACCUUCGACUUCCACCGCUUCAACGUGCUCCUCCUGCGGUCGGUGAGCCGAAAGGGCAGCGUCUCGGGGCAGAAAGUGGCCACCGCCACAAUCAGUGGCGCCAAAAUCCAGGCGUCCAUUGGCUCUUCCUUGGAGAUCCAGGGCACUCUAGGGGGCCUGCAGGUCUGCGACCUCAUCUCCGAGAAGACUCUGCACAGAAGGAUUGUUAGCAUGGGCAGUGACCCUCACCUGAUCCAAGAGACCCACGACCUCCUGAGCAGACGGCUCUACCGUGCCACCAUGCCCAGCAGCGACAGUAGCGACUCGCAGAAGGCAUUCGAGUUCACCAUCAAACGCUCCGGUCUCAAAGCCAGCCCAGAGCCGAGGAGAUCUGUUAUGGACCCGACCGGAGCGCCCGGGACGGGAGGCUCCCCGGAGUGCCUGGACGUGCUGGUGCGCACGGCGUCGGUGUGCUACAUCCACUCGCCCCAGCUGCUGCACGAGCUUACCUCAUGCGCGGUGGAGUUCAAGCACUGCAUGGCAGUGCUGGCCAAGUCAAUCAGGGAUGCGGCCACUGAGGUGGCCCUUGGCAUCGUCAACAUGCCGUCCCAGCCACUGGGCGUGUCCCUCCACGUGGAGUCUGCAGAGGACUCACCGGCUCCGGCGGUGCAGGAUGUCUUGGUGGAUGAAACUGUGGCAGAUUCACUGGCUGUGCUGCCGCUAGACGUGAGGCUGGACAUCUUGCUCCAGACGCCGGUGAUCGUGCUGCCCUGCAGCGCCUCAAGCCGCAACGUGCUGGUGGCCCACCUUGGCCGCAUCUCGGUGCAGAACACCGACUCGUCGCUGCUGCAGUCCCCGCAGUUUGCCUUCAACUCCUGCGACCCCUACAAGGCGGACGUGUUCUUCGUCCAGUUCAGGGACGUCAACCUCUACUCGCUCAACAUCGACGACAACCUCGGGGCCUCGGUGAAGGCGGCCCCAGGCGCCUCUCCCGACCUGCUUCCGGUCGUGGACCUGUACAGCUGCAGGGCGCACGGGCGCCCCAUCCUGCACGACACGGUCAUCGAGUUUACGGUGGAGUACAGGCGCGGCGUCGAGGAUCGGGACCUCGGGUGGUUCAACGACGGUUUCACCUGGCUGGGGGACCGGGGUGAACGGACUGCGGCGUCGAAGCAACGCCGGGGCAAGCCGACAUUGGAGGUUUCGGGGACAGUGAUCAAUUCCCUCAAGUUUGCCCUGACCAAGCACCAGUAUGAAUUGAUGCUCCAGUCUAUCAACAACAUUGCCUACUGUGAUGACUUGCACAUCAAUGAGGACACUUCUGGAGAACCGACACAUUUUUCUUCUCCGUGGGAGGACCUGGUGUCAAAGGACAUCCUGUCUUUGCCCGAGCGGUCCCAGCAGGUCUCGAAGAAUGCAGCUGAGGAGAUGGCACAAGGAAGCUCGAAGUUUGUCUGCUGCCAUGUCAGCUUUGUGCUGCCAGAGUUUGUCAUCAACCUCUGCUCCGAUUUGUGUGAAGACAGGCAGGACUUGGUGGCCCUCUCCUUCCAGGAGUUUGUUGUCAACUAUGAGAAGGACAGCCUAUUUGAAACCAACAUUCAGAUGGCUCUGAAGGGAGUUUUGAUGGAGGAUCUCAUGGAACAUCCGGAGUCUAGCCACCGGUGCCUGAUCCGGUCCACCGUUCCCGAGAGCCAGCUGGAAAGCUCUAGGACCGCCCCUCCCAAGUCUGACUUCAUUUCGGUGUCCUGUCCUGACAUGACGUACCACAUGCCCACCCUGGCGGCACAUCCGUCCCUGCCGGACCGACUCUGCACCGAGAACGUCUUCCAGGCACACCUCAAGAGGAGCAGGGGCGCCGAGGAGAGAAAGAAGAACCUGAGAGGGGAUCGUGGCAGUGUGUCUGCCUAUCCCUUCACCCCCCCUCCAUCUCCCUCUGGCUGCAUCUCGUCCCCACAAUUGGCCCAGGAGGACUCCUUGAUGCACAUCAAUGUCUGCCUCAUCGACAGGCGCUCGCCACAUUUUGUCUCCAGGCACAACAGGGUGAACAAGACGAUCACUGUCGACCUGAACAGCCUAGAAACUGUCAUCAACUCCCAGACCUGGGUAAUGGUUCUGGACUUCUUGGGAAUUUCUGCCAGCCCUUCUGAUGAGCCAGACGCGUCCUGCAAGUGGGAUGUAGCGGCAAAGGAGGACACCGAGCUGGCGCAAGAACUGGAGCACGAGGCCAUCAACACUGAGCUGGAGGUGAACAUCCACAACUUCACGGUGACCCUGAACAAGCCGACGCACGAGCUGGCGAGGGCCAGCAUCAGUGGGUUCUCGAGCCACAUGUCGCUCAAGGACCAGGACAUUGUGCUCCGGGCCAGCCUGGCCAAGAUCUCGGUCCUUGACCUCACCCCUCACGGACAGCUCUACCCGGAACGAUUCGUCACGGCUGGACGAGAGGCACUCCACUUCGACAUAUUCAAGUACGGUGCACCAGACCCUGACUUGACUCGAGAAUUUGACAUCAAGGUCAAAUGCGAGAUGUCCUCAGUUCAAAUGGUUCACACGCACCGGUUUUUCAUCGAAGUGACCGACUUCUUUGCUGACUUCAGCGAGCUGCAGAUGCUGCUUAGAGCUGCCACUGCUGGAAGCAAGGCGAACCUGGAGGCCUGCCAUGCUCCGAGGGUUCAAGUGGAGGUCACCGCCGGUUCCCCCGUGAUUGUGAUCCCCCAAUCACAUAGCAGGCCUGACGUGCUGGUGGCCAACCUUGGGAAUCUCACUGUGUCCACUCACUUCCGAUUUGUCGGGGACGAGGACAUCACUCUUUCUUCGAGCGCUUCGUCCAGUGACAGCCCACCACAUCAUGGCAGAUGGCAAAUUGACACCUACAACAUAGGUAGUGUCUGCAGCAGUUCUUCAAAUGAUGCAAUAGGCUCCCCCUGCCUCCUGCAAGUGAUGCACAUGGAACUAGCAGACAUGGACCUCUACUCCGGAGUACGCCUCUCGGCAUCGGAGGCAGCAGCCCUUGGACAUUCUGCAAGGUCGCUUGGCAUCCAGUUUCCCUCUUUUCUCAUCAAGAAAAGUGGUGGUUCCCUUCUGAAACAAACUUUCAUGCUCCACCUGCAAGUGGAAAAAAAUCUUGAUUCUGCAUUCAACCAUUCGGUGCCCGACUGGACGGUGCAAGGCAGCUUCUCCUCGGUGCACUUCACGCUGGAUCGCAGUCAGUACAGGCUCGUGCACGGAAUCUUGAACCACAACCUCGGGGAGAGGGUGGAGCGCACCUCCGCUUCCGGUUCCCUGCUGGUCGAGCUCUUUCCCGAACAGGGAGGUCAGUCUGAAAAGAGCUGGACCUACCUGGCAAUCUACAUGGACCUGAAGAAUGUAACGCUGGAGCUGGUGCGCUCACACCCGAGGCCCAACUGCGCCAACUCAGAGGCUGCCCUGGCCAAGAUCGACCUGAUCCGGUCGCGGCUCACCCUCGAGUGCUACUCGGACCAAAGCCAUGACAUCGACCUGGUGUCGCACGAGAUACGCGUGUCUGACACCCGCUUCAAAGACGCCCCUGUGAACAACCGUCCCAACGUGUUCACCAACAUCCUCCAGCCCACCAAGAAUGUUGCCCAGGGCAAGGUGCUCCAGGCAGAGGUCCACUACAGGGUGACGCACAACCUGGGCCGCUUCACGGUGCUGCUCAACAACAUGCGGGUGAUGGCCGUCUUCAGCUGGAUCACCGAGCUCUCCGACUUCCUGUCUGUUGACACAAGCUCCCAGGACGCUGCCACAGGCCCAGCCACCACCAGCUCUGCUGUUUUUCAGCGCCAGAGCUCACUUGCGAGAAACAGCGUAGCUCCCAAGCGGCAACGCCACGCAUCGGCAGCGGCAGCGGUGGAGGUUCCACUGGAGCUGAAACUGAACAUGACUGACACAGAAAUAGUUGUCGUUGAAGACACUGCUGCGUGGGACACAAACGCAGUCAUUCUGAAGUCCACUGCAGUGCUCACGUACCACUGGGAGCAUGUGGAGCGUCCCCUGUCGUGCAACCUCCAGAACCUGGAAGUGUUCUCGUGCAUCCUGGGCAUCGAAGAGGACACGGCAUUGUCCAUCGUGGACCCCAUCAGCGUGUACAUUGACCUCGUAGAGAGGCCUUCCACUUCCCAUGCUCCCGGGCCCUCUCACAUCUUGCAGGUGGGGACAAUGAACAUGAACCUGAGGCUUUCUUACCAUGACGUGAAGUUGUUUCUAAAAAUCUUGGAUUCUAUUCCGAAGCAGUCUUUUUUCGGUGGCAUCAAGGGUCAGCAAACAGUCCAAGUGGACAGCCUUCGGGAAAUGGGCUUCACGUACGAAGACUGCGUUCGUGGGCUGGAGGAGUGCAAGGGAAACGUGGACGAGGCGGCCAUCUGGCUCACACAGAACGCCGCCAUUGACCUCCUUGCCGGCCCUGCCGAGCAGAACCCGACCAAGAGAUCCGUGGACGUCUCGGCCGUUGAGCUGAAGGUCUCCUACUUCUGUCUGUGCAUCAUUGACGACUGCAUGGAUGCGGAUGUCCCCCUGCUCGAGAUCAACCUUAGGGAAACAUACAUUUCUCAGGAACUGGCAUCAACAUUCGGUGGAGAGUCCAAGUUUUUCUUCAGCACAGGCUACUACAACAGGGCUCUGUCGGGUUGGGAGCCGAUCAUUGAGCCAUGGAGAUGCAACAGCCAGUGGGACGCAGCGUUCGACAAGCAAGGCCUGACGAAGUUUAGCUUCAGAGUGAAUGCUGAAGAUGUCUUGAAGGUGAACAUCACGACAGCACUUCUGGAUUUGUACCAAAGAGUGAAACAGUCCUGGACUGCUGAUCUGUAUGAACUUUUCUCAAAAGAAAAGAGCCCGGAUGGCAGGGACCCAAAUGUUCAUGGGGAGGUGGCUGUCAGACGCCGUUCGCCGUUUGUGCCGUUUGCCAUCAAGAACGACCUUGGACUCUCCUUCACCUUUGCCACCCUUGUGUCAGCAACAUACUGCGGCAAAGAAGAGCCCGUACCUCCAAGACUGGACUGGACUGGUGUGGGACCGGGCCAGGUGGUUCCAUUCACUUUCCAGGGACGAGAAAAGCUCAGACAUCAGGAUUCUCACGAACUGCGGAUGCACCAGCUUAUCCUCAGAGUCGACGGUUACCAACAGCUUGACCCUGUCUCAGUAGACAGAGUUGGGGUUUACUUCAAGUAUGCCAUGCCAAAGGAGCAUCAGCUGCGCAGUUCUGCGAUCACACGAGUGGUGUUCAGCGUGACCCUGGAUGGAAAUGCCCGCAAGCUGAUCACUGUCCGCUCUGCCCUGGUGAUAAAGAACAGGGUUGAGGUCCCUGUUGACCUCAAGCUUGAAAUUCCUGGAGUGAAGCCCCAUCAGAUGCACCUGCUGCCAAAGUCGACGGCCGCCCUGCCCCUGCCCUUCGUCUACUCGGAGGUCUGGGUGCGUCCCGCCCUCGGCAUGAUGUCCUACUCGUCUCUCCAGUGCCUGCCCCUGACCCAGGGGAGCGGCAGCUACUCUGCUAGCUGCUGCCCAAUCAGAAGCGACCUGCCCCUCUUCAGGUUCUCCGUAGCAGUGAAGCGGGAAAACUACCCUGACAAAGAGAAUGUUCCAAGCACUGUUCCUGCGCACACCAUCACGCUUCUGCCUCCAAUCUCUGUCCACAAUCUUCUGCCGUACGACCUGGCUUAUGCGAUCAACGAGAACCAGUGCAAGGGGGUCAUUUCGCCUCGGAAGAACUGCUCGCUCCAUGAGGUGAACACAGAGCAGUACGUCAUCAUCAACUUUUCUCUGGAGUACUUCCGGCAAUGCACCAGCCUGGUGAUCCCUCCUGAAUCUGGCAGCUUCACCACAAGGCUCGAAACCCGUGAUACGGAGGGGCGACUGCUGCUGCUUCACGCACGCGUCGCCGUGCUUCGAGGAAGGUCACUCAAGGUGUUUAUCUCGGCGCCUUACUGGAUCAUCAACCGUUCUGGUCUGCCCCUUAUCUUCAAGCAAGAAGGAACAAAUUCAGAGUCUGCUGGGCAGUUCCCCGAACACGAACAAGCCCGCAGCGUGGCACCCCUACUCUUUUCAUUUGCAGACUCGGAAGCAUCUAUGAUGUGCAGCAUGAGGCUUGGCACAGAGCUGCACCCCAGGAGCUUUCCUCAGUGGUGCACCAGCUUCUCCCUGGAGAAGGGAACCAGGGUGCGUCGGCUCAUGGUGUCUCCCAAGGAUGCACGGCCGGACUGGGUGUACACAAUCGGAGUGGAUGUUAGGCAGGGUCGUGGCAACUACACACACACCAACUAUGUGGUGCUUUCCCCGAGGUUCUUGGUGGACAACCAGAGCAGCUCGGUGGUCCAGAUCGCCCAGAGGUUUGCCACCAAGGAGCAGCACCAGCAUCGUCAUCACAUCUCCCUGGCCAAGCCCAAGUCGAGUCUGCCUUUCCACUGGCCGCGAGUGGACCUGGACAACCUCCUCUGCGUGCGCCUGGUAGACAUCUCGGGCUGCCUCUGGUCGGGCGGGUUCAAGAUUGACGAGCUGGACUCCUUCCACGUGCACAUGAGAGACGAACUGGGCCGCUCCUAUUUUGUGCGCGUGGAGGUGAUCCUGAAAGGGGCCACCUUCUUCAUCAUCUUCAUGGACUGCUCCAAGAUCCCGCCCCCCAUGCGCGUCGACAACCAGUCGGAGGUUCCCGUCACCUUUCACCAGACGGGCGUGGCGAGCGAACUGCUCAAGCCCGUCGUCAAGGCACACACUUCCGUGCCAUAUGCGUGGGACGAGCCCACCCUGCCUCCCUACUUGACCGUGACGGCACCCGGGGGAAUGAGCGAGACCUACGACAUGACCAUCUUUCGGGAAGGGAAAAAGCUGUACUACGAGAACUUUUUCUACAUCGCCUUCUCGGGCACUUUCCAGGAGCCUCGCGGGGUUCUGAAGCUCCAGUCCACCCCGAAGGAUGUAAAGUGCCAGGAACUCGUUCUGGACGUCCCUCAAGGCACUCGGGUUGUCAUCAACAAAAAGGAGCUGGGCAAGCGUUCCCAGCUGUGGCGCAUGACAUCCACGGGCAUGCUUCAGCACGAAGGCUCGAGCACCCCCCUGGACCCGAGGCACGGGUCUGAGUCUGGCCGCAUGCUGGUGCUGGACAUUGCGGGCCUGGGGCCUGAGCCCAAGAAGCAGACGGAGCUGAUGCUGCGCAAGCCUGACGGUCGCCGCAGGCUCACCCAGACCUGGCAGUUCCUGGACGAUGGUCGGCUGUGCUGCCAGCUGCCCGGCAUGUUCGUCCAGCCGCGGGACGGCUUUGUCGGGCUGCGUAGGGGCAAUGACGUGGUGCUGGGCCCUCCCAUGCCGGUGAGCUUUGUGUGCAUGGACAACGGGGUGCCCCUGGAGCAGGCGGUGACCAACCAAAAGAUGAGGGGGGGGUCGGGCAUUCUCUCCGUGCGAGUCGUUCCCAAGGGCCCCACCAUCGUCCUCUGUGUCACAGACUUCAGGCAAAAGCAACUGAUUUGCACAAGUACAAACGUGACAGGAGAGAAAAGCAAGGACACAAAAAACGAUGACCAAGGAACUCAACCCGAGGGUGCGUUUGGCUUGGAACUGGAGCUGAAAGUCCACCUGGCCGGUGGUCUGGGCGUCUCGGUGAUCAACCACCUGAGCGAGGAGCUGCUAUAUGGCCACCUGCACAACGUGCGGGUGAACUUCCAGCAGGGGCCGGCCUCUCAGCUGCUGGACGCGAGCGUGGAGAACGUGCAGGUGGACAACCAGCUGCAUGGGGCAGAGCGCCCUGUGGCCCUGUAUGUGACGCCCCUGCACGAGAGAAACAAGCAGCGCCACCUGCCGGCCAUCCUGGUCACCGCCGAGCGGCUGCCCGAGAGGGACACGGACGCUGUCAUCUUUCAGCACUUCAUAAUGCAAAUCAAAAACAUCACUCUGGCACUGGAGGAAGUACUGAUGCUGAAGAUAGUUCAGUUCUUGCACCAGGGGACUGACGAGUUCAUUGAGGAAGUAAUCAUUGACAACCAAGUGCAGAGAGCACAUGCAGCAGCGUCGGCCAAUGCAAGGCGGUUUUACUUCAACACGCUGAAAUUGAGGCUUGAUCAAGUCAAGCUAAGCGUGCUCACAUUGAGUCAACGGCCUCCCGAGCUGGACGCAAUCAAGAAGAAAGUUGGCUGGAGCCUGAUGCGCUUCGAGGACGUCGUUGUCGAGCUAGAUUCAUUUGUGAAGUCCCAUCCUUUCGAGUCUCUCGAGUUCCUGGUGAACAAUAUUGUUGAGCACUACAAGGGGGAAUUCCAGAGCCAUGCAGCUAAGAUCCUGGGGGCUGUAGAUUUUCUCGGCGACCCGGUGGGGCUCUUCAACGACGUCUCCACAGGCUGGUCCGAGUUCAUCAACGACGGAAAUGCCAUAAGUCUUAUCAAGGGAGUUACCCAUGGCCUUUCCAACUCGACAGUCAAGGUGGUGGGUUCCCUGUCGGACAGCCUGACGACGGUGGCCAUGACGGACCGCCAGCAGGUGGCACGCAGCCGCAACAUGCAGGACAACGCCCAGCACGCCUCGGUGGGCCACGUGGUGACGGGUUUCAAGCGGCUGGGUAGCGGAGUGCUGGGGGGGAUGACCAGCAUCGCACGGCAAUCCUACGAAGGGGCCACCAAGGAGGGGGUGCAGGGCCUGAUCACAGGGCUAGGCAAGGGCCUGAUCGGCACGGUGGCCAUGCCUGCGGUGGGUUUGUUGGACUUUGUGUCGGAGGCAGCCAGUGCGGUGCGGGACACAAGCAAGCCGCCCUCGCACGUGCACCCCAAGCGUUGCCGGGCUCCCCGCCUCUGCACGGGUCCUGGGGGACUUCUCCCCUGCUACUCGACCUCCCAGGCCCUGGGGCAGCAGUUCCUCUGCAACCUCAACGACGGACAUCGUGACCUGUUCGUUGCCAUGGAGCAGCUGGAAGGGCGUGCCGAUGGUCUGCGGCUGCUCAUCUCGACGGAGCGAGCCUUCAUCCUGAAGAGGGAGGCCUCGUGCGAGGAAAAUGUGUUGCACGCCGUCCCUUACGGGAGCCUCAGCCACUGCCGCUGGCUUCCGACCCGCGGGGGAAGUCCGUCCACUGAGGCCCCCUUUUGCAUCGAGUUCCUGCUCAAGCCAGAGAGGCUGGGUUCCCUGCUCGAGCCGCAGCACGGAUCUCUGCGGGUUGGAUGCGACAACGAAGCCACCGCACGGAAGGUGGUGCAACAGAUAAAUUAUGCAAGGAGUGCAUACGAGGAGAGGAGCUACACUGCCCACCUGAGUGACAGUGACGACGACACCUAAAUUGUACAUGCCUUUUUACGAACUGACAACUUCCAAGCUGUGAUCAUUUUUAUUUAAAGCAAUAUUUAUAACGAGCCAGACAAGUGACAGGUGCUGCUUCAGUCUGAUGUACGUAAUAAAAGUACCAUGCUGUGUUGGAGACGAA